AUGGAGAAGGAAGUCGAAGAGACAAUCGUUCAAGACGAUGGAAGAGCGGAGGGCAAGCACGCCGAAGCCGCAAAACUAGCCCUGAUCAUGGUCGCCAUCUGUCUCACGGUGCUGUGUGUAUCACUGGACAACACGAUCAUCUCCACCGCCAUCCCUCGCAUCACGGAUGACUUCAAAGCGUUGAAUGAUGUUGGCUGGUACGGCUCUGCAUACCUCGCUACGACCUGUGCGUUUCAGCUCUUCUUCGGGAAAUUGUACACUUACUUGCCUGUUAAGUGGGUCUUUCUCACAGCCAUCUUUCUCUUUGAGAUCGGGUCUGUGAUCUGCGGUGCUGCGCCAACCUCGAAUGCGUUGAUAGCUGGCCGUGCGAUUGCUGGAGUUGGAGCCGCCGGGGUCUAUUCCGGCGCAAUUCUCGUCAUUGCUGAUACUGUUCCGCUGCACAAGCGGCCAGCCUAUGUCGGGAUGGUUGGCGGAACGUAUGGGCUGGCGAAUAUCGUGGCUCCGCUAAUCGGUGGGGCUCUCACUGAUAGAGUCUCCUGGCGGUGGUGCUUCUACAUUAAUCUGCCGAUGGGAGUGUUUCCGGUGUUGUUUAUCUGUAUUUUCUACAGAGCCGCUGCGAGUGCACGGCAGCUGGCUUCAGAAUGGAAGACCAGAGCGGUGCAGCUAGACAUCUACGGUACGGCGAUCUUCGUCCCCGCCCUAUUCUGCCUGCUUGUGGCGCUGCAGUGGGGUGGCAGCAAGUAUCCGUGGUCUGAUUCUAGGGUCAUCGCCUUGCUGGUCGUAUUUACCGUUCUGCUCUUGGCUUUUGUUGGCCUUCAGCGGCUGGAAAAGGAGAAGGCGACCGUACCUCCGCGGGUUCUGACACAACGAACCGUCGCCUCUGCAACCUGGUUUGCGUUGAGUCUCGGAGCGGCAUUCUUCAUCUUUGUUUUCUUUCUUCCAAUCUGGUUUCAGGCUAUCAAAGGAAACAAUGCCAUCCAAUCUGGCAUCGAUAUCAUUCCAACGGUCCUCGCUGUCGUGGUAUUCUCGUUGGGUGCCGGUGCUAUAGUGACUUACAUCGGGUUAUUUGCGCCCAUCCUCAUCGCCUCUACAGUAUUGAUGGCCAUCGGCGGCGGAUUAUUAACCACGCUCGAACCUGAUACCGGAUACAGCAGGUGGAUAGGAUAUCAAGUCAUCUUGGGCGCCGGACUGGGACUUGGCUGGCAGCAGACCUUGAUAGCCGUGCAGGCCGUCUUGCCCGAGCAGGAUCACCCGAUUGGCACCUCCAUUGUGAUAUUCUCGCAACAAGCCGGCGGUGCAAUCUUCGUGUCGGUCGCUCAGAAUGUAUUCAACAAAAAGUUGCUUUCGGGCAUCCACGCCUUGAUUCCAGAUCUGSAUCGUCAGGUGAUCUUGUCAACGGGCGCCACUUCUCUGGCCGAGAUGAUUCCAAGGCAGUAUCUGGAUCAAGUGAAGAUUGCGUACAAUGAUGCUCUUGUUGAUACCUUCUACGUUGCGACGGCGAUGGCAACGGCGUCGGUGUUUGGAGUCGUCUUUUUGGAGUGGAAGAAUAUAAAAAAGCCAAAGGUUGAUGAGAUUGCAACGACUUGA
Ramularia collo-cygni is the source of this 1587-nucleotide messenger RNA. Its product is annotated as related to DHA14-like major facilitator; ABC transporter. Gene Ontology annotation, biological process: transmembrane transport. Lineage: Eukaryota; Fungi; Ascomycota; Dothideomycetes; Mycosphaerellales; Mycosphaerellaceae. The record is from RefSeq and is a predicted model, not a curated record. The transcript has 2 exons. Bases 1 to 1587 code for a protein of 528 amino acids. Gene Ontology annotation, molecular function: transmembrane transporter activity.